Messenger RNA from Microplitis mediator, 4769 nucleotides. RefSeq names its product max dimerization protein 1-like (gene Mad). The transcript has 8 exons. NCBI's taxonomy places the organism in Eukaryota, Metazoa, Arthropoda, Insecta, Hymenoptera, Braconidae. Gene Ontology annotation, biological process: regulation of transcription by RNA polymerase II. Bases 1504 to 2283 code for a protein of 259 amino acids. The record is from RefSeq and is a predicted model, not a curated record. Gene Ontology annotation, molecular function: DNA-binding transcription factor activity, RNA polymerase II-specific; RNA polymerase II cis-regulatory region sequence-specific DNA binding; protein dimerization activity.
UUACUCGUACUACUAAUUCAAACUAAUUAUUUUUAUUUGAACUUCAUCCGCCUUAAUAUAAAUAAUACAUAUAUGUAUAUAUAUAUCUAUAUAUAUACACAUAAAAAAAAAUACGGGCAUUAGAGGCGCUCGUGUUUGCUCGAGACGUAACAAAGGAAUCGCACUGCCCAACGGGCUUUCUAUAUAUAUUUCUUUAUAUAUAUGUGUACAUAUAUUUAUAAAUGUGUGGUGGUGUAUUGGUGAAGUGAAAACGGCGCAGUGAACACAACAAGGCUAGCUAAAUAAAGACGGAGUCAUUUAAUAACACGGGUAUGACAAAGAAAUAAUAAUAACUGUCAUUCUGUUUUUGACAUUUACGAUCUAAUACCGAACGAUUUAAUUGACGCGAUGCCCAUGUGUCAAAGUACUCGUGAUCGUGAAAUGUGCUGAGAGGCGGAGCUGCUGCUGCUGCUGCAACUGCUGGUACUGGUACUGCUGCUCUGCUAUUUACUUGUAACUGGGACUAAAAACUAAAACUUACAACUCUGGUUCUUCAGGACAAAGAAACUCUCGAAACUAGAGACUAUAAAAGUGUCGCUUGAUGGAUCAACUGUGAUUGGUUGUGAAAGUGAAAUCAGUGUGUUGUGACAAUCCAGAGACUGUAGACAUUUCAAAGAUUUAGCUGGAAGUAUAAAUUUUUUUUUUUUUUUUUUUUUUUUUUUUUAAUUUAAUUUUAUAUUUUUUUAAAUGUUUAAAAGGAAACAAGUUUAUUUUUGUAACUUAGUUUACUUUGAAUUUUAAUUACGUGAGUUUUAUAUAUAAAUAUAUAUAUUACAUGUAUAUAUAUAUAUGACCUGACAACGUCCUUCUGGUUCUGUCACACAUUAACGGUUUACUGAUAAUAUUAUCACGCAAACGCAACAAUACGCAUUUAUUUAUUUAUUAUUAUUUUUUUUUUUUCUGAUCGAGCAGCUCGUACCCGACGACUUUUAAACACGAGUUGAGGGAAUACACGCAACUUUAAAACGUGCGUGUGUUACGAUACAUCUUGCUGGUUUUUUAUUUUGUUAUCGUAUGUAUUUACUCGCUGUGUUGAUGCGUAGUGAAUAGAGCUAGAAAAAAAAGAUAAGUUUAUAUGUGUAAGUGUUUUUGUGUGUGACAGAACAGGGGGAUAAAAAAGUUGUCAGUGUUUCCAAGUUUAAAGUGGCCUAAAGUCCCAAGUGCCGGCCGGCCGGCGCGAAAGAUUGAAAGACAAUAAGAAGAAAUAGAAUUAAAAAAUAAGUUUAAGAAGAAUAAGAGAAGGAGAAGAGUAGGAGGAAAAGGACGAGAACGAAGUUGAAGAGUAAUAGAAGUUGAGGAGAACAACGAAGCGGACGCGAGGCAGGCCGGCGGGACGGCUUCACGUUAAAUAAUACUUGGCUAAAAUAUAAUAAUAAAUAUAUUUUGUUACAUUGUUAACUUUUAAAGUUGACAACAGAGUUGUAACAAAAAAAAACUACCAGCAACAUUAAACAACUUGGAAAUAUGAGCAUUGCUGCAUUAUUGCAAGCCGCUGAGUACAUUGAACGAAGAGAAAGAGAAGCUGAGCAUGGAUAUGCAUCGACUAUGCCCAUUCCUGAUGAUCUCAGGGCGCUCUCCAAAAGGUCAAAGACGAAAAAAUCUCAGGGUAGUCGGACUACCCACAAUGAACUGGAAAAAAAUCGACGAGCGCACCUCAGAAAUUGCCUGGAAAAGUUGAAAAUAUUGGUACCUCUGGGUGCUGAAACCUCCAGACACACAACGCUUGGCUUGCUGACCAAGGCCAAAAGAUUUAUCAAGAACUUGGAAGACCGAGAACGAAAGCAUGCCGCGCACAAGGAGCAGUUGGCACGAGAACACCGAUACCUGAGGCGACGUUUCGAGCAACUAACUGGUCAGCCAAGUACCCUUGCUACAUUACGUGGAUUUCCUGGCCUUGAGGGUAAUACCUAUGGGCUGAGCACAAGUGCACCAUCCACAUCAUCAUGUAGCUCAGCAGCAGCUGCUGCUGCAGCCGCGACAGCAGCUUUGAUAUCUAAACGACGCAGUGUAUCUGAAUGCUCUGUCACCACGGUAUCGUCCACUGGUUCAGCCAGCAGUUCUCGCAAUUCUGACAGAUCAACUGGCAGCCCAUCUAUCUCAGAAUCUGAUGAAGUAGAUGUCAUCGGAUACACGAGCAAUCAGUCGGAUACUGAUGAUCACAGCAGCGUACAAAGCAGCAGUGACAGUGGCGUUGCCAUGUCUACGUCACGACUUACUCUAUCUGAAAUGAUGGACAAUCUUUAGAUGAAAAAUAAAAUGACGGAGAUCUAGUGGUAAGGGAGCAUUCCGGAAUUAUUAUUAUUGUUUUUUUAACUAUAAUAAUAAUUAUAAUGAUAAUAAUAAUAAUAUCGCGCCGAAGAAGUAGCGAUUAAUUGAAUAACAAAAAGAAAAAAAACAAAAUUAAAUAUUUAAUUAUUGGCGAAUGUCAUUGACACGCGAAUGAAUGAGGGUAUUUGUGAUUGUAAAUCAACGUUAUUUAACAUUUAUCCCACUGAUAAUUCCUCUAAAAAUAAUAUUACACAACAAUAAAUUUGUGCAAUCGUAAUUUCAACAGUUUUGUUAAUUAUGUAAACUAUUGUUUACAAUUUAAAUAUAAAAAAUAAAUAAGACGAGCUGAAUAAUCAGUGGGUUCUUUUUUUUUUUUAUCUAAAUAUAUUUUUAUUUAUGAUUUACAGACACAAAUACUUGACAGUAAUAAUUAUCAGUCGGCUCCGCGUAAACUUUUAUCUGUAUAUUAUUAAUAAUUAAUUAAUUAAAUAAUUAAUUAAUAUUUUACUGUAAAAGUAUUGUAUAUAUUUUUAAGAGAAAUGGGGAUUGGCAAGUAUAACAAGACAUGAAUUAUAAGCGCUAAUAUAUAUUAUACAGGAAUGUUGUAACAAGAUGACAGAAAAAGAAAAAAAAACAAAAAAAAAUAAUAUUAAAAAAAAAUCAUUGUCGAGGUAUCGGAUAACAAGUUACGAAAUCAACCGAGCUAAUUGAUAGGGACAAACGUCAGAUUAUCUUGACUAAAGAUAAAUAAAAAAAAAAAAUAAAAACAAAUUAAAAAACAAAAAAAUAUUAAAAACAAAACAACAAAAAAAAACAAACAAUAUGAAAGAAAACCAAAAAAAAAUUAUAAUCCAGUUUCUCCAGUAAUUCUUUUUUUUUUAAAUGUCUAUAUAUAUAUAUACAUAUAUAUAUACCAAAUCAACAGAACCUUGUUUAGUUAAUUACUAUAAAUUUAUAAACUAAUCAAAGCUUUUUAAUUAAUUUUCAAUUAGAUUUUAUGCGUGAUCUAUUUAUUAAAUUAAAUAUAUAUAUAUAUUUUUUUUUCUUUUAGUUGUCGGUUUUACCAAAGGUAUACGCGACAAGUGUAUAACGCCAGUAAAUUACUUUAAAAAAAUAAUUAUUAUUUACCGUACUCGCUCUUGGAGCUUGCAUAUAUAUAUAUUUAUAUGUAAACAUGAAUAUUUUAAUUAUAAUUAUUUGAAUAAUAUUAAAAUAUAAUAAAUAUUUAGUGAAAGAAAAAAAAAAAUUAAAUUAUCGAGGUCUGUGGCCCCUCGAAUGUUGACAGAUUGAUAAGAACAUUAAAAAAUUAACAAAGUUCAAGUGUAACGAGGCAAUAUGUUAAAAAUAAAAAAUUAAAUUAAAUACCAUAUGAAUGAUUUAACAGUAAAAAAAAAUAUAACAACAGAUAGUGUGAACACUAAUCGUUACCAAGGACACAGCUGUUAUUUAAAUUGAUAAAAAUAAUAAUAAUAAUAAUGAUAAUGAUAAAGUGUCUAUUACUCCUCGUUAAAAAUAUAUAAACACAUGAUUAAUGUGUUAAAUGUUCAAUAUCACAAGUUAUGACUCGAGGGUCCAUAAAUCUUUUAAUUUAUUAUUUAAAACCAUAAUUAUUUUUAUUUUUUAAAUAAUUAUUUUAAACAAAAACGUUUAGUUACAACUAUGUUCGUGUAAUGUUAGCGCGCAAAGGACAGGGACGCGUGUAAUUAAACAUUAACGCGUUCAUUAACAAGUAAUUAAAUACACGAAUAGUACUUUAAAAAAAAAUAAUAAUAACUAUCAUACUAUUAAGUAUUAAUUAAAUAAAUAAUAAUAUUAUUAUUGACGUGAUUAAAUGUCAUUUCAUAUUAUAAUUGAAAGAGUACAAAUUCUGUAAGAGUCCCUGUAUCAUGCGCAACCCGUGAUCUAAAAAAAUAAAUAAUGUCAUAUGUAUCUACACAUAUAUACAUAUAUUAUUACGGUGCUCUAGUAUGAGAGCAAUAAAAAAAACUGAUAUAAUAAAUUUGCAUGUAAAUGUUUUAAAUGAUUGCAUGUAAGUUAAGUUAUCAAUGUAAUGUGUGGAUGUUAAUAAUAAAUUAAUCGUGUAUUAUUAAUUAUGUUUAUUAAAACAUGAAACUCCGUGGCCACUGCGAUUGUAUUGUAAUGUAAAAAAAAUUUUGAAAUGAAAGAAAAAAAAGGAGACUGAUGAACAAAAUUAAAUGAUCUCGGAAUUUGGAUUAAGAAUAAGCUGAUGUGAAGCAAAAAAAAGUAUAUAUUAUAUUAUAUUAAUUAACUAGUAACCGAUCGCCGUCGUAACAGUGAGAGAUUGUAAUAAAAGUGUGUGAAAUAUAUGUAUACAUAUGUAUGUAUGUAUAUAUAUAUAUUUUUUUUUCGCCAUUGAGGCAAUGUGUGGUAGAGUGGUCAUAAGACUUUAAAUAAUGGUGAUCAUUGUAAGCCGAAAUAAAUAAUAAUUAACAAACAUUAAA